UGGCCACUAUCCGAGCUCAGUCGCUAGCCAGACGGCUUGCAAGUCACUGAUACUUUCUCCUUCUCUCUCUUACACAUUUGUCGAUCCGUGCCAGCCUGUUAGGGUUCCCCUCAACUGCGGCCGCGCCAAUUUCUCUCUAUUUCUCUCUGCACAUUCUCAACUCUCUCACCCGUUUAGAACCUUUACUUCUUCGUCUACUACUUGUAUUAGUCACGAUGUGGUAUGUUGUCAGAACAACGAGCCAUGUGCUUCCAUUCUUGGUGAUUUUGCUGAUCGUCAGCCUGGCCACGGCCAAGCCGCGCUCCACCAAGCGAUCGCCGCCCAGCUCAUUCGUCUCCACCGCAGCAGCCGCAGCCGCAGCCACGGCCAAAGAGAGGAGCCCUUUCCUCUGCGAUCCCGACAAGUUGAUGGUCUACAAAGUGACGCUGGCAACCCACUGGUCGCGAACGUUGUUCCCCAAACAAUAUCCGGAAUGGCGACCUCCCGCUCAAUGGUCCAAAGUCAUCGGUCGGUCUCACGACUCGAGCUACACCCUGUUCCGAAUCAGUCAGGCGUCCACCGAAGGAUUCAAGGAGUUUACCGAGACGGGCAGAAGCGACACUUUGGACGCGCAGUCGCAAGGAGAGGGCGGCAUCUUUGACGAGUUCAACGCCCCGCCCGUCACGGCCGGCGAAGGCAAAACUGAAGCCGAAUUCUUUGUAGACAGCAAUCAUUCGAGGGUGUCGCUGGCAUCGCGAAUUGUUCCUUCGCCGGAUUGGUUUGUCGGACUAGACAGUUUCAAUCUGUGCAUCGAUGGCCAAUGGGUUGACAGUGUUGCGAUCAAGGUUGGACCCAUGGAUGGUGGAACUGACAACGGAUUCACUUUCACUUCUCCCAAUUGGCCGUCGGAUCCGACGGAAAAAAUUUUCCGCAUCACGUCCAACAUGCCAAACCAUCCGGCCAAUUCCUUUUACUAUCCAGAUCUCAACGAUCUGCCUCCUAUUGCCACAUUUUUCUUUGUCAAGGUGAAAGAGUACGCUCUGGCUGAAAUCUUUGACGCCGUGACUCUGGCGCCCACCAGUGAUACGCCAACGCCGCAGCUGGAAGAUGUUCUUCUCACACAGCAGGGAGUUGACACGUCGUCAUCAACUUCCAGCACCACCUCAACGACAGUUCCUUCUGAGAGAUACGUCGAGCAAGCCGACCGUGAAGAAAGCGAAGACGUGGACGAACAGAACAACGAAACCCUGCGGAAAAAGAGCAACAAGAAAUCGUCGUCUGGCGCCAAAUCCAAAAGCGAAUCGACCAAAAAAUCGUCGCUACUCAAAUCACUCGUCACCGACUACAGUCGCGACGAAAGAGCAAAGAAAAAUAGACGAGGGCGCAAGUGGUCGAAUUUGACAGGUGGGCCACGCCAUUGCAUCGUCAGCGAAUGGGGAGCUUGGUCUGCCUGUUCCAAGAGCUGUGGCAUCGGUGAAUCUACACGUGUUCGAAGAGUCUUAACUCACGCCCGUCGAGGUGGCAACCCGUGCCCACCCUUAGAGGAAAACAAAUGGUGCGGGUCCUCUCGCGAUUGUUCACACGCUUAUUUCGACUGGUAGUGCAGCUGGCGGCUCUUUAAUUUUAUUUUUGAUUCAAAAACUGAAUGUUAAUGAAAAAACGUAAGUCCCGAGAAUUUAUGCAAAUUCCCUUUUUCUCCAUUAACCAAAAAAGAAGAAAUGGGAACUAGAGUAAAUGUCUUCAUGGACAUGAUUGGAUGUGAGUUUAUUUAAGGAAAAUGGACGUGUACGAUAACUAAAAAAAAAAAAUCUAAUCUUUUUUUUUUUUUUAAAUGAAUAACCCCCAUGCUGCUUGUGUUGUAUUUAUGAGACUCGUUUAAAUUAGCAAAGUAAUCGCGUUCAACGAACUCAUCUUACAUUUUUUUUUUUAUUUCCUACGGCCAUCAACUGCUACCCGUUCAAAAAAAGACAAAAAAAUUUUUGUGAAUAGUCGUUACCUUCAUUGAUAGUGCACGUCCCCAUCAUUUCGAAGUAGUUGUUAUUACAAAAUUGAAUUGACUUGAGCCAAUUGUUGUUCGAAAAAUAUGGCGAAUAAAAGGCGGAUGAGAAGAGCCAAGUCGAUGAGCUAUCCACACGCUUUUGAUGCUGUUUUUAUCGCAAUUGAAAAUGUUUUUCGAAAUCACAAAAUCGACAAAAAUAUAAAUGACUGCAAUUACAUCCGAGGGUUUCCAAUGUAAUGCGGACGUGGCCAUUUCACUGCCAUAAUAUUUGAUCAAACGAAUAUUUGUGUCCUUUUCGAGUUCUACGUUGUUCGUCGUAAAAUUGCACACUGUAUGACUAACCAGAAACGUCCAUAAAUAUAUACUUGUACCAAAUUGA
Daphnia pulicaria is the source of this 2357-nucleotide messenger RNA. RefSeq lists its product as uncharacterized. Bases 216 to 1580 code for a protein of 454 amino acids. Lineage: Eukaryota; Metazoa; Arthropoda; Branchiopoda; Diplostraca; Daphniidae. The transcript has 6 exons. The record is from RefSeq and is a predicted model, not a curated record.